This is a messenger RNA of Suillus paluster, 399 nucleotides long. RefSeq lists its product as uncharacterized. Lineage: Eukaryota; Fungi; Basidiomycota; Agaricomycetes; Boletales; Suillaceae. The record is from RefSeq and is a predicted model, not a curated record. The transcript has a single exon. Bases 1 to 399 code for a protein of 132 amino acids.
AUGUUCUGUGACGACAAGACCAUUAUACCAUUCCUCCCACUCCCGCCUUCAUUCGACUCUGUUGAUCGAGCCCAUUGGGAAUCAGUAUUGCAGCAAAUCCAGGAAUGGCUCACCACCAAAGUUGACACAGAAUCAUCGCUGUGGACGUGGGGACGCGACACUUUCUGGCUGAUGUUGGUUGCCGCCCAUCCGUCCUUCCUGAUGGGCAAAUGGCCGAUGUGGGACCCUCUUAUUCCACUGGAGGGAUCAUUCAUCGAACAGUGGUUAGAGCGUUCGAGUGAUGGUGGUGCUGAUGGCGCUGAUGAGGAGGCUCUGACCCAGGUAGUGAAUAAUAUAUGGGAUGAAUUUUGCAGACACGCGGCGCUCUUCUAUCCCCUUCCCCUCAUUGCCUUGGAUUGA